AUGUCCACCUAUAUUUUCUGUAAAAAUUUAAAAAAAGGUAUUAGAUACUCUGUUGGGAGAGUGCCGAUAUCUAGUUGCGAUUUCUCUUCUAGAGUGUAUUCCUAUUGUGAUACAGAUAACGAUUUUAAACUCAAAACUUUUGCGUUAGCUGAAGAAGAUUUGCAUAUGAAGGCAAGUAAAAAUUUAUAUCAAAUACCUCACAUUUUAACUGCCAAUCUACUUGCUGGAUCACCGCUUAACUUAGUUGCUACUUCGUGGUCAGCACCUGCUUGGAUGAAAACUUCUAGAAAAAUGCCAGGGGGUGGAAGUCUAAGGUUUUGUUAA
This is a messenger RNA of Meloidogyne enterolobii, 324 nucleotides long. Lineage: Eukaryota; Metazoa; Nematoda; Chromadorea; Rhabditida; Meloidogynidae. The record is from the annotation of a GenBank genome assembly.